UUGUCACUGCUUGUGCUUGGGUUCUCACAAAAAUGCAUUUGAGCGCGGCUUCACGAACUAAGAUAUUGUUCUGGGAUAAAACGCACGGAUGAUCUGCUAUGAUUCAUUCUCUUGCCGCAGCAAUGAGCAACCAACUCCAAAACACCUCUUCCUUGAACUCGGUAACCUGGAAUUUUCAAGACGGAAAGAACUCCUCGCCCGUUCGGACCUCCGAACUGCGGACGGUUGCGGUCAACCCCUGGGACAUUGCGCUGUGUGUAACGGGAACCCUCAUCUCCUGUGAAAAUGCAAUUGUGAUCGCCAUCAUUUUUUACACGCCCACCCUGAGAGCGCCGAUGUUCAUCCUUAUAGGAAGCCUCGCCUUCGCAGACCUGCUGGCGGGGCUCGGCCUAAUACUCAAUUUCAUUUUCACCUACAUGCUGAACACGGAAUUCGUGAGUUUGAUCUCAGCUGGACUGCUAAUCGCCGCUUUCUCUGCCUCCGUACUCAACAUCCUGGCGAUCACCGUGGACAGAUACCUCUCCCUUUACAACGCGUUGACCUACCAUACGGAGCGAACCGUGACUUUCACGUACGUCAUCCUGGUGCUCAUUUGGCUGGUCUGCAUUGCCCUGGGCUUGCUGCCAGUUCUCGGCUGGAACUGCCUACAAGACGAGUCCACCUGCAGCAUUUGUCGACCAGUGACUAAAAACAAUGCCGCCCUGCUGGCUGUAUCUUUCCUGCUCAUUUUUGCGCUCAUGAUGCAGCUUUACCUGCAGAUUUGCAAGAUAGCCUUCCGGCACGCGCAGCAGAUUGCGGUGCAGCACCAGUUCAUGGCAACCUCCCAUGCCUCCUCUACCACUAAAGGUGUCUCCACGCUUUCCUUCAUCCUCGGCACAUUUGCGCUGUGCUGGAUCCCCUUUGCGAUGUACUCCCUGGUGGCGGACUCCAGAUACCCCAUGAUUUACACGUAUGCCACCGUUCUACCGGCGACUUUCAGCUCAGUCAUCAAUCCCAUUAUUUAUGCCUUCAGAAAUCCCGACAUCCAGAAAUCUCUCUGGCUCGCGUGCUGUGGAUGUGUUCCCUCCAGCUUCUCCUUGCGGCCAAGGACGUCAAGUGACGUAUAGUUGCAUUUUUCCACUUUCAAAUAUGUUUAAUAUUUUUAAGGUACAUCCAUACCUGUGUUAUAGGUUAUACUUGCCCCGAGGGUAAAAUGCGAGUUGUGAAAGUGUGAUCUAUGCAUUGUCAUAAUGAGGUCCACAAAACUGCAGGGCAGUUUAUCUGUGUGUGUGCGCCCAAAUGGCUACCACUCCGUUCCCAGCUCACAGGGGAAGGUGAGGCAAGGGAAAUUUUAAAAUGCUAUGUAUUCCUGUUUAAGAGCGGAUGUGCAUUUGAUGACAGUACCCGAAUAGUUAUGGCCGCAGUAAUAAGCAGAAUCUGAUGGAGUGGGAAUACAAUCUUGUGACAGUUCUGCUGUGGUUUAAAUCGCAGCAGCGAGCUAAAUGUUGACCCAGCAGCAGACCACUGAAUUCAGUUAGACAUAUUCUAGAUUAUAGGAUCGAAAGACAGAAACUGACCACCCUAAAAUGUUUUACGUAAGCCGGAAACGAGUUAAAUAAACGAGUAGAAAUGAAUAUAAAGAAAUAGUUAACACGCAUUAGUGAUUUUGACGGCGCUGCGGGUAUUGAUAUAGCUGUUAAAAGAAAUGGGUUGCAUGCGUGAAUAAGUUUGAAAAGGGGGUCAUCUGUUUGAUUUAAGCAACCCCCCAGCAUAUAGUGUUUCAACAAUCAGUAUCCCUGCCAAGGACACAACUGCAAACGCCUGCUAUACAGUAUAUGCGCAUACAGUAUUCAUUCGAUUACAAGCUAUUGGGUUACGUACUAAUUCGGCUGGCGGUAGUUAACCGUAGUGAAGAGGCCUUUAAAUGUAAAAUAACAUAUUUUCGCUUUUAAGAUCAGUGACUCGUUGGAAACGUGCGUAUAAAAUACGUAAAGCAAGGAAAGAUGUAUUUGCAAAUGACCAUGCACACCACUUACGGAAAAUUCGUGCUUCAAUUGCAGCAGUGUAAAAGUUGUCAUCAAUAACGCCUGUGUUUACCUAUCCAUCUUAAUACUGCCUAUUCAUAUGCCAUAAAACAGUAAAAAUGUUACACACAGGAAAACAGGGUCUUUUUCGCAUUAAAUUCAUGUGAGGAGUGUCUUGUUCAUCCGCCUAGUCAUUUCAGUACCAUGGAUAGCGGAAAGUAAGACGAACCUGCUUCGAGUUCUCGCAGCUAGACGCGUCAUCCCGGCACUUACUGUAACUCUGCGUAAAUAAUACAUGAGAGAAGAAAACAAAUACUCUAUUUUGCACAAAUUAACACGCUUCCUGGGAAAAUCCUAACAGCAAAUGAGUGUAAGCCAAAGCUGUUUUCCCAGUGAACGCGUUCAGGCGGCAUCACGUUAUUCCAUGGUGACGUUUGGUUUAAGAGUAUGAAUCAUAACAGGCACAUAAUCUCACAGUACCUGUGUAAUUGUUUUAUAUGCGGCUGUGACUACGAAACUGAAUGCCAAUGUUUGAAGCGUAUUUAAAUAUUGUAACUGUGAAGUGUAUCAAGAAACUACCUUAAACGAUUGCAACAGAACUCUAGAAAAAGGAAUAUGUUUUCAAUACCGCAAUAACCUUAAAAUGUUCUAUUGGGACAGCUCCUGCUUUAAAACAACGAAUGACAGGAUAUUUUCCACAAGAUGUGCAUUUCUGAAAACCAAUAUAAUGCUUUUCGUCUUUAAUGCAAACUGUGAGAGGUCAAGUCGGUUGGCUAUGGCUGAAGACUCCGCGUCAAACUGCAACUUAAUUACUAAUUGAUUUUCAGUCAAUUUUGCUAAAUAUUUAAAGAGAAAUCGGGGGAGGGUAGCAUGGAGUAUAACAUGACCCUGCAGCAGAAUGUACCAGAAAUAUCUAAUUAGCCCACAGCCCCGCGGUUGUUUAUUUUCCCACUAGUUCUUUUUUUUCCAUUUCCCUCAGAUAACAUCAUGUUCGCCUUCAUCCAUGCUUUAAAGCCGGUAUCUUGGCACCGAAGUUGCUUAAAUACCAAGGUUAAUCAGAAUCAUCAUUUAGAUACAGAGCUAAAGGAGACGCCAACCGAGACGCUCUCAGCAUAUCAUGCAGUCCUUUCAUUCUGUCAGUAACUCUUUUAUGAAAGAGCCGCCUGUGGAGUGCUUCAGAGAUAUAACUAUAACACUUUACAGUCUCAAGCGUGUAUGGGACUGUAAAGGCGAGCCCAACAGUGACACUGGCAUCAGCACUGCACGGGAUAUCUCCAUUCAUUGUAUAUAUUUGCGAUAUUCUGCAAAAUUUGUCAAGUAUGCUGUUCUUCGUAGAACAAUCGAAUGUUGUAGUCACCAUUGAAGAUCUCCUCCCCAAAAUUCUGGAGUAAGUAUAUGAUAACCACCUAUAUGGGUUCCUUUGAAAUAUUUCCUGAACACAGUUAUUUCCAUCUUAGGUGAAUGAUUCUUUUCACAAUCAGUGACUUUGUCCAUCUGACUCACACUGAGUAGAAUUUUAGUCAGUCUGAUGCUGCUGUCAAGAUAAAAUGCAGCGGAGAUUGAAAAGAAAUAAGUGAUGGUUGACGUAGGUGGGUUGCAUAAAAGACAAAUAUAUGAUUUAGACAGCAAUUUGAACUUCACCUCAUCUUGUCCCAUUACAGAACAACCUUUUCGUAGCACACAGGUUGCAAAUUGUAUUACUUUUAACCUGUCAAAUUUUUAAGAUUAUUUAAUGCUGUUACCAAAAAAGUAAGAAAAACUAACAAAACUUGACAUCUCUGAAAAAUGGCGCACACAAGCUGAUGUAGUAGUUUUUAUACUUUUUAAACAUUUUAAAGUGGUCUUUUAUAUGGAUUUUUUUUUUUUUGGGGGGGG
Molecule: messenger RNA, 3878 nt
Organism: Megalops cyprinoides (Indo-Pacific tarpon)
Lineage: Eukaryota; Metazoa; Chordata; Actinopteri; Elopiformes; Megalopidae
Product: G-protein coupled receptor 12-like
Exons: 2
Coding region: 99-1106 (335 amino acids)
Biological process (GO): G protein-coupled receptor signaling pathway
Cellular component (GO): membrane
Molecular function (GO): G protein-coupled receptor activity
Source: RefSeq, a predicted model, not a curated record